AUGACGCGGCUUUGCAUCUUGUUAUUUGUCUUUGCAUGUGUGACCAUAAGACCUGGUGUUGAAGGAAUUGGUGUGAACUAUGGUCUCCUGGGAAAUAAUCUACCACCACCAGCCCAAGUGAUCAAUCUCUUAAAGUCAAGAAACAUCCAAAAAAUACGAAUUUUCGAUCCCAAUCAAGAUGUCUUAACGGCAUUACAGGGUUCUGAUAUUUCUGUAAUUCUUGGUACCCGAAAUGAAGACCUGCAAUCACUUGCAAGUGAUCCAACUUUUGCAACAAAUUGGGUACAAAACAACGUAAUUCCACAUGCUUCGACUGUCAAAUUUACGUACAUUUCAGCAGGUAAUGAAGUCAUACCAGGACCAUUAGCAAACUUCGUACUAGAAGCUUUGCAAAAUCUCGAAUCUGCACUGAAAGCCAACAACCUUAACAUACCUGUUUCAACUACAGUCUCAUUAAAAGUGUUAGGAACCUCGUUUCCUCCUUCGAACGGAGCGUUCUCCGAUAGCGCCGUUCAAUUCCUGCAGCCCAUAGCACAAUUUUUAGCUACAAAACAAUAUCCACUAUUGGCUAAUGUGUAUCCUUAUUUUGCUUAUUCUGGAAAUCCUGCUCAAGUUCAAUUAGACUAUGCACUUCUCAAAGGCACGGGUCCAAUUGUAAGUGACGGUCAAUUCCAAUACAACAACCUGUUUGAUGCAAUGGUAGACUCUUUGUAUGUUGCAUUAGAGAAAGUUGGACAACCUGCGGCAGAAGUUGUGGUUACAGAGACAGGGUGGCCGAGUGCCGGUGAUGUGUUUGCAACUAUAGACAAUGCUCAAACCUAUGCAAACAAUUUGAUUGCACAUGUUUCUUCUGGACAAGGAACUCCUAGGAGGCCUGGCAAAAUUGUGGAGACAUACAUUUUUGCUCUGUUCAAUGAGAACCAAAAGCCCGCUGGUGUCGAGGAAAAUUUUGGUUUAUUCUACCCCGAUAUGACUGAGGUUUACCAUGUCAACCUUACGCCCUAG
This is a messenger RNA of Nicotiana tabacum (common tobacco), 1005 nucleotides long. Its product is annotated as putative glucan endo-1,3-beta-glucosidase GVI. Lineage: Eukaryota; Viridiplantae; Streptophyta; Magnoliopsida; Solanales; Solanaceae. Gene Ontology annotation, biological process: carbohydrate metabolic process. Gene Ontology annotation, molecular function: hydrolase activity, hydrolyzing O-glycosyl compounds. The record is from RefSeq and is a predicted model, not a curated record.